Molecule: messenger RNA, 1074 nt
Organism: Naegleria lovaniensis
Lineage: Eukaryota; Heterolobosea; Eutetramitea; Acrasida; Naegleriidae
Exons: 1
Coding region: 1-1074 (357 amino acids)
Source: RefSeq, a predicted model, not a curated record
AUGAUUCCUCAACAACGUCCUCACAACAACAACGACCAAUGGGGUCUCUUAUCCAACAUUUCGCUCACUACAACGCCCAUGGCUAGUACUGGUGGUUAUCUUGGGUCUUCCACAACAGACUCCGUUCAACACCACAUGAUCAUGAAUACUCAUGUGAAUACUCAUGAGCACCCAAUGCAGCAACCUGUAGAGAAUAACGCUGACGACUCUGUGUUACAAUUCAUGCUUCAAUGGCUUUCUCACAACCUCGAUCAGCUUCCCAUCGAAACUGCUAUUUCUAUUGUCACAAAGAUUUCUCAAUUAAUGAACACAGCUAGUGGCGAAGACAGAUCAUACACAGGUUGCAAUGAUCCUUUAACCAAUUUUCAUAAUCAUCCUCAAGUUCAAAAUAGCCGGUUCAUCGAGAAUCUUGCACCUGUGCCGUUUUGGAGCACAACUUCGUCACCAACAUGCCAACAUUUAAACAGUGUGCAUGAGUUACCACGAACAAGUGACCGUGCAUUUCCACAGGCUCCACAACAAGAUGUGUCAAACCAACCGCAUGUUGUACAUGUGAUGACGCAAGAUGGCACUUUCACGACCUCCCAACCAUGUCCUUAUUACUUUCAGCCAUUGGCAAGUGAAUUUUGUUCUUCGUCAGCACUCUCCUCUCCAUCUGUGAACACUUCAGUACCUACGUCAUCUCAAGACUGUGAUCGUUUGCACGGUCUUUAUGGGAACGUUGCAGAACAGCAAGAAUCAAGUUGCGACGCAAACAAUCACCAAGUCACGCCACGACUCACGUCCAUGGCAAACCAUGGCAUUUCCAAGCCACAAAAAUCAAAGAGAAAGAAACGAACCACAAUAUCCACUCAAGACUUGUUGCUUAACCCAUUCUGUAAUCUCUCGGUGGAGUCGUUUAAGAAACAUUCAAGUGGAGAGAGGAAGAAAAGAGGAAGGCCCAAGAGAAGCGAGUUGAAUGAACUCGACGCUCCAGAGAUGAACCAUUCAAACCCUUCCUUUUCCCAUCAUUCCACCUCUAACUUUACAUCAGUCUUUUACACCAAAGGUUCCUUUCACAACAUCAAUUUUUAG